UUGUGUUUGCUUCUGGGCAGAGCUCCGUUUGAUCAGCAGCAAUUCGAGGAAGCGGGUAGAUUAUUUGAGGGCGAACAUGAUUUCGCGACAUUCUGCAAAACUUCCAAACUCAGGCCAGGUUAUGCGGCACCUCCUACAGUCAAGACCAUUCACAAGAUGGAGGUGGUGCCGGGUGUACCGAUGCUAGGAGAACAUGACAGCGUAGCUCCACUUUACAACUUCAUCAAUGUAUUAUGCACCGGAACUGGCUUUGUUCGACAUCAGAUUCGUAGAAUGCUUGGAGCAAUGGUAGCCGUGGGAUGCGGGAGGCUGACGCUUGAUCAAGUCAGAUACAUGCUGGAGCAGCCCGAUCCACAAAAUUGGCAUUCAAAGGCUGUGUGCAUGGCACCUAGUGGCCUGUACCUAAAACAGAUAUACUAUGAUGAAAAAGAUUUUGAGAAUCCAUCGCCGAUUGUCUCGAGUCAUCCGUACAAGAAUUUUGACGUGGGCAUCAUCAGAACACAGAAUGCAACCAGUGAAAUCUCUUGACAGUAGAAUUGUCUAUGUAAUUGUAAAAACGACCAACCUCAGAACCGAGUGGUGCUAUAUUAAUAGAAAUAACGGAAAGCUAUAGUCAUAUCCUGUCUUUAUUGUCGAUCGAUUCCUGAAAUCAGUCAAUGAUUUCAACUUUCAUGAUUGUGAAAAGAGUUUAUGAUUGGUAAUCAUAACUAUUAUUAUUGUAACAAUUGUUAUUGUAAUAAUUAUAAUAUUGCAUAAUAAUUAGAUGUAUAAAAGUAAUAAACGUGCACUCCGUUUAUUAGCACCUAAAAAUA
Molecule: messenger RNA, 812 nt
Organism: Priapulus caudatus
Lineage: Eukaryota; Metazoa; Priapulida; Priapulimorpha; Priapulimorphida; Priapulidae
Product: tRNA pseudouridine synthase A-like
Exons: 4
Coding region: 157-528 (123 amino acids)
Biological process (GO): tRNA pseudouridine synthesis
Molecular function (GO): RNA binding; pseudouridine synthase activity
Source: RefSeq, a predicted model, not a curated record